This is a messenger RNA of Anastrepha ludens (Mexican fruit fly), 2756 nucleotides long. Its product is annotated as zinc finger protein 37 homolog. The transcript has 8 exons. Bases 134 to 1999 code for a protein of 621 amino acids. Gene Ontology annotation, cellular component: cytoplasm; nucleus. Gene Ontology annotation, molecular function: DNA-binding transcription factor activity, RNA polymerase II-specific; histone deacetylase binding; RNA polymerase II cis-regulatory region sequence-specific DNA binding. Lineage: Eukaryota; Metazoa; Arthropoda; Insecta; Diptera; Tephritidae. Gene Ontology annotation, biological process: cell fate commitment; regulation of transcription by RNA polymerase II. The record is from RefSeq and is a predicted model, not a curated record.
AUCGAAUAUUUUUUACAGCUACCAUUUCUUGAUUUAUUGGAGAAUAGUUAUAAAUGCUUCAUUAAGCGAUUUGUUUAUAAAUUGUUUGCCUUUUUACUAUUCUUAAAUUCAAGAUUUGUGUUUGCUAAAGUGUAUGGUACAGGACGGUAUAAUGGAGCUGCAUAUUAAAAACGUUAAAAUUGAGUCUAGUGAUUUAAAAACAUGCGGGGAAAUUGCUAUAUUGUUGUCACCGGAGAAAUCAGAAUUUUUCCUAAACUGCGGUUUUUGCGAAUAUACAUUUCUUCAAAUGGAAAACUUCAUCCAACAUAUGUACGAGGACCACAUUUGUGAGUUUUCUCCACCUGAACUAAAGCAGGAACCAUGCGAAGUGAAAGACUAUGUGGACGAAGAGGAUGCUGCUCAGGAAAAUUACGAAGAUGAAUUCGUGUUAAAAGACUUUGAAAGAGUUGAAAUCGAAUUAGAUACAGCCGAAAUAGACACUUCGCUAGAUAUUAAAGAAGAUAUAUCAGAGGAGUUUUUCGACCAAGAAAACCAACAAUCCGAUAAAGUAGAUGCUUCGAAAAAAGUGAGUGAAACGAAUUUGCGACAUAGAAAGAAAUGUGAAAUAAAAGAGGAAAAGAAAUUCGACAAUAGAGAUGGUCCCGGUGACUCUGAUCUUCUUAUUGAAAUUGGAGAGACAAAAAGGAUUUCAGAAACUGUUUACGAUAGACAGCGCGCACACCGAAGCAGUUAUAAUCUAGAUGAGACUCAGGACACCAAUAAUUAUGAGGAUUCUGAUGAGGCUUAUAUGCAAAAAGAUGAUGAGAUUGAUGGUGUCUCAAAAAUAGAUUCACAGCGCACUAACAGUAAUCGUAAGGGUCUAAAAGAAGCUGGUGAGACAGAAAUGAUCUCAGGAAUCGGUCGCAUUGUGCCACAUCCACCUCAUAGGAAUUCAAAUGAGUUCAAUGAGAAGCAACAGACCAACAAUUUUGAGGGACCUAAUGCCGAUGAUGUGAGAAAAGAAGUUCUUGAAACCGAAAGUGCCCCCGAAUUUGCUGCUCGUAAUAAGACUCAAGGCAAAUCCAAACCGGAAAACAAGAAAGUCACAACAACGGACAGUCUGUUGGAUGAUAGGCAAUGCAUAAUUUUGGCUGAAAUUUAUAAGUCGCAUCCUUGCCUUUGGAAUGAAAAUGACAUCGCUUAUAGGUUCGGAAAUAGACGCAACGAAGCAUUAGAAGCUGUUUACACGGAAUUCAAUGCCAAAACUGGAUUAAACCUGGCACAUCUUGAUUUGGAGAAGGAAGUUUUUCGUUUGCGAAAAAUCUGUUCAAAUGAGAAGAAAAUGAAAAUCGCGUGCAAACUGAAUAAAUUAGUUUAUAAUACAGCUUGUACUUAUUACGAUGACAUUGCAUUCCUCGAGGUCGACGUUCCGCCUUUUGAGUGCUCAAUAUGUGAAAAAUUGUUACCUGGUUUAGGUCAACUUAAAGUGCAUUUAGCUUCUCACGAUGGUUCGCUACCAUUUAAGUGCCCUAUCUGUGGACAUGGAUUCCAGAUAGGGUCCAAUUUAACAGUUCAUCUACGAAGGCACGCUCAAGACUACAUGUAUAAUUGCGAAGUGUGUAAUAAACCUUGCGCUACAUCAACUGAGAGAAAAAUCCAUAUGCGUUCACACACAGGCGAAAAACCUUUUGUUUGUUAUAUGUGUGGUAAAAAGCUUUUGACAUCAUCUCAUUUGUUAUUACACACAAUGCGACAUGAAAAACGAACCCGUCAUAAGUGUAAAUUUUGUUCGAAAACGUUCUAUGAAACAGGCACAUUAAAAGAACACCUUUUGGUACACAACAAAUUGCGAGACAAUAUCUGCAAUGUUUGCGGCAAAGGAUUUAAAAGUAAAAAGCAACUGGGACAACACAAACUUAUCCAUGAUGCAGACAAAAAAUAUGUAUGCAAAAUAUGUGGAAAACGUUUUGCGCAAUCCGCCGGCCUUUGCGGACACAUGAGAUCACACGGUCCCAAGUAGUCUACGUAAAGCACCUAAAGCACAAGUAAAAGUAAAAUUCCUACUGAAGAUAAGGGUUGCAUACACUCUGAAGUAUUUUUGAAUGCUCAACUCAAUUUAUGUGUACAAUAAAUAAAUUUAAUAAGUUUAUCAUAGCUUAUUCAUAUUAGGCAAAGUGUCGAUAAGGCACUUUUCUUAUUAAGUCGUAAGAAAUAAAUUGCUUAUAAACGUACUACAUAAAACCUUGACUUUCUCCGAUCAUAGCUAGUUGUUUUUGUUGUUGUAGCAGCUUGCAAAAUCCUGCAAGAGCAAUGUAGUUUCCGGUCGUCUUCGUCUAGUUGAUCUAACGGCAGGCCCAGGAAACUGGAGAGGGAUGUUAGGUGAACAGGUGAAAAUGUAGUUAGUGCGGGGUGCUUCACAUACUGGACAAAUGUUUUUUUGGUAUGAACGUAAUUGUGCCAAAGUUACGCGGGUAUCCCGUGGUGGCUGGUGCUCUUCAGCUGCUGUGAAUGGUAAUUGGAAGAGGAAGAUGAUGAGUGUCUCUCGAUGAAUGCCAUUGAGCGUAUGUCUAAGCCCUGAUUGGUCCAGUAGUUGUCAGUUCGUUUUAUCCUGGAUGUCUCCCCAGUAAACUAGCCCUGUCUAGAGCAUAGAUAGCACUUGUUUAUGGACGAAUUUCGUGAUUUGACAAAUGAAUGCAAAUUUAUUGCGUUGAAAAAUAAGUUUAAUAGUUGUUUUGAUUUUGUACAUAUACAGGCAAGAACAAUUUUUGCGACUAAAU